Molecule: messenger RNA, 9787 nt
Organism: Oncorhynchus nerka (sockeye salmon)
Lineage: Eukaryota; Metazoa; Chordata; Actinopteri; Salmoniformes; Salmonidae
Product: G patch domain containing 8
Exons: 8
Coding region: 4113-8492 (1459 amino acids)
Cellular component (GO): nucleus
Molecular function (GO): nucleic acid binding
Source: RefSeq, a predicted model, not a curated record
CUCCAGCAGCAGUGUCAUGGCUCUGGGAUGACGGGGGCAAUGACAGUUGUCAGCGUGUCUCACGUCACGGAGCUGGAUGUGUGUGCAGCUCCCGCACCUCUCUGUGCCCCUCCCCUGCCACUCGUGUGUGUGUUCUGAUCUGUAGGCAGCUAGAGGUCUGUGGUACUUUACUGGGAUCCGUUUUCUCUCUGUCUUUCUCCUCUGUUCUCUCGCUCUUUCUCUAACAAAGUUUUUUUGCAUUGCAUGUGUUAACUGGGUAUCAUUCGGUACUAGCUCUCUCACACUCUGUCCUAAUCACAACACCUUUUCACCUCCCCUCUCCCAUUUCUCCAAUGUCCCCUACCCCUGUUCCCUCCUCCAAAUCCCUGGCCCUGAGAGAGAGAUCCAGUGGGCAGCCUCAGAGACACACAAACACGCGUUCACACACACAAGAGCAAACUCGAUUUAAAAAACACCUGUGCACAAACUGUGCUGGCCUCGAACUUGAGAGAGAAGAUUGAUUUCACACCGUGCCAUUUCACAUGAUGCUUUCCGGCCUUUUACCUUUGGCUACUGAGACACUGCACCAAGUCAGGGUCUGCUACAUCACAGCACCACUGGCAACAAUAUUCAGUUAGAAUCAAACCUCAGUCAGAUUAGAAGGAAACACACAUGCCCAGGGAUUUAUGACAGGUCAAAGGUCAUACAGUACACUCUCAUGGUGCAGUAUGACUGCAGUAACACACUGACCCCCUGCCCACCCUCAGUAUGUUAUCACGGGUGCUAACAGCCAUUUGGUGACUCUCUGCUCUGGGUCCAGGUGCUGACAUCAUCAACAUGAGGUGGGUCUGACAGACUGUGACGAUGUACCAACUGCUUAAAGGCUAUGUUGUUGUUCACAUCCAUGUAUCAACAGAGCUGUAGGUGUCUUUGCAAUGAUCAACCUUGUAUAGGUGUUUUUUCACUGCCACCCACACACGCAACAACAUUGCUCACUCGCCCACACACACACACACACACACAGAGCCUAGAGGAACACACAAUUAUACGCAGACUACUGUGCUGUUGCUCAGGCACCAGCUGUGUCUUUUCUCUGCUCUGUGCUGUGUUAGUGUUACACUCCCACCACCUCCCCGCCUUCAUUUGGGAAAAUGAACCCCUGGAAGAUUACCAAGGGAAAGGUCAUCUGCCGUCAGUCACUCGUCCCCUUUACAACCCUGACCCCGCCGAGGGCUCCAUCUCUAUUCAGCACCAGCUCCAACACUGCAGGAGGCAGACUGACGAGGUCAGUUAGAUGUUUUUAAGGUCAUUGAUUGUAAUGGAUCCAAUGAUUGGAAGGUGUCUGUUCUAUUUGGCCUGAGUCCCUUGAGGCCCAUGCAGGGGCUGUUGUUUCCAUUUAGUCACACCUAUCUGAGCCUCAGCAGGGAGGAAUGUGAGCGUGCAAGGCAGACAGACAGAGAGCCAAGGACAGCGGAGAUGGAAAUAGAGCUUUACAAGGAAGAGGAGAGCUACCCCCCUGCUCUGUCUAACAGACCCGGCUCCACAAGACUCCUGUAAAAACACACAUUCCACAGGGGGACGAGAGCGAGUGACGCCUGACUGCCACCCUCUGUUUUCUACUGUCACAUAGUUACUCACUCACUCAUACAGAGAUAAUCAUAUUAAAUAUGACCCAAGUUUUGGUUUUGGACAUUAAUUUCUGGUUAAGUGGAUUAGCGUGCUGUCUGUUCUGUGGGUUAAGGCCUAAGACACUGAUGGUGCAGUAAUCCCUAUUAAAAACCUCCCAUAUAACGCAAGGGGCUUCUGAACCCCAGUGUGAGGCUCACACACAGCCAGCGUCUACCACACACAGAAAAUAACACCGUCAGCAUCACUAGGUUUGAAGACGCACACAGGUUCCUGGUAUGGUGCCCCCUGUAUACCUCUUCCUUCCUUUACCCCCAUCUAUUUGGUUUUUACCCUCCCUCCACCUCCCCCUCCCAUGCACUGUGUCAAUGACAGCACAAUGCACAUUACCCUCCCUACCAACACUCGGUGUGGAUUUCUCUUGUUUGGAUAACAUUUUCUUUUUCUUUCUCUUAUAUUAACAGUAAUCAUUAAAUCAGUGAGUUUAUUGAUAUGCCUAGUUACCACAUUUCUGUUUUGUGUACAGUGUUUUAUACAUAUUUUUUAGGGCAAAAUAAAGAUUUUAGCUCUUUUAAUAAGAAAAAAGUAGAAAACAAAUUGCAGUUGAAAGCGUUAGUGACUGGCCGGUUUCUUACAUUGUGUCACGUGUGACUGUUCUUUUGACAGCCCAGUAUUUUAAAGCCAGGAUAACAUUGGGCACCGGCUGCUUCAGAAACAUGGCUGGAAGCUGGGGCAAGGACUGGGCAAAACCAUGCAGGGUAAGGUUUGUUGGAUUCCCUCUGUAUGUGUGUGUAUAAGUGUGUGUGUUUCUCCCACUCUCUACAAUUUACCUCAAUGUAACACCCCCCCUUUACAACGUAGGCUAAUACUGGCCUCUCUCGGCUUCCUCUUGUCUUUAUAAACCACUAAACUAUUAUUUCACUUUUCACAAUCUGCUCACAAGUACCUACAGUGCUUUGAUUCCAAGUACGAAAACCCCAACCAAAAUCCAAUUAAAAUCAAGGUAGAUCCUAGUAACCAAAGAUUGCAUCACAUCCUGUAGAAUCACCAGCUCCAAGUCUAGAUUUGUGUUUUUCCCUUUGAGUGUCUGUGGCUGCCAUGGUUGGGGGUUCUGAUUGGCUGUGACCACGGCUCAGUCUUUUGAAUGGCUUGCAGAGUAGCCCCCUUUUCCCCCACCUGCCUGUAUUUACCUUCAAACCUGUGGAGUGAGUGUGUACUGUAUGUAUGCGUGCGGUUGUCAUGUGGGACUGAGACGUGUGAAUUUGUGUGUGUCAUUCACGGACGGGGGCCCUAGGGAAAACUUACAGGGAGAACCUCACUCCCCCCUCCUGCACCCAAAAUGUGUCUGCCCCUCCCUCCCAUGUCCACCAAUGUCACACACACCCAUCAUCCCUCUCCCUUUGGCCUUCCCCCCCUGCACAGCAUGUCUGUCCCAGAGGUUCUACCCUGCCUGCCUCGGUCAUCUGGGGAUUUAAGCAGUGCUCUGUAUAGGCUACAGUGCUACACUCAAAGAACCCUUCAUAUGCUCCAUGGAGUACUUAAAAUUCAACUCUAAAUAGUCAUUUGACUGUUAUUUUCCUGUUGUUGCACACUUAGUGCUAGACCAAGUCUCCUAAGCACUGCUCAAAGCCCUGUGGCCCACUUUUUCAGGUACCUUUCUGUCUAUGUUCACCAUCCUGGGGGUAAGCAUGUCCCAAACUGAGCUUGCUGACAGUGGGACAGUGAGGGGAUUUGGGGGGAUCUAGGCUAACCAGGCUGACAAGACAAACAUCUGUCUGUGAGGCUGACAGAGGGGAGAAUGGUGGCUGUGUGUCGAGUGGUGUUCUGUUGUCAGGGGCAGCUGAUUGGUUGCAUGCUCGUAUCAAAUGAGGCAUGGUAAUUCCUCUUUACUCUAGCAGAUGCGAUAGAUAUUUUAACACACUACAUUUAAAGCAUGAUCUGUAGGACAGCCGGACAGGGAACCUCGCCCUGUUCCAAGUGGAUCUGUCCUCAGAUUCAGCUGUUUAAACAAUCAUCCCCUACCCUGAAGAACAGAGUCCAACUAAACUCCACCAGAGCCCUUAUCUGAUGGGGAUGUUAUCGAAGCCAGCUGCUGGCUCUAGCUCUCAAUCUUUGGGGUAGGGUGAAGGAAAAGUGAGGGGUCUUGUGGGUUACUUACCACAGAUAUAGGUGUACAGGAGAGAGGAACAGGGGGUCCAGGCACCCAUGGGAUAUUGGGGUAGAAAGACCCAGGACUGGGAUGGUGGGUGAGAGAGUGUGGUAGUGAGAGGAGAUCCCUGUAAGCACCCAGAGGGCCAAGAGUGUAGAGAGGAGAGGAGGGCUUUUAAUCCCCCCCCCCCCCCCAACUCCCAUCCCCACCCCUUCCGCCCUUCUCUAUGUGCCUCGAAUCUUCCUGCUUAACCAAUUGGUGUUUCUUUUUUACAGCGAUUUGAUCCUGCCCAUGUUGUGCUGAUGGUAAACUUAGUGGACGCACCGACCCUGUGCCCAUCAUCCUUAAAUAUGAUGUCAUGGGGAUGGGACGCAUGGAGAUGGAGUUGGACGUUGCCGAAGAUGCUACAGAGAAGAGGAAAGUGCUGGAGGUGGAGAAGGAAGUCACAGAGGAAUUACAGCAGAAAUACAAGGACCAGGUGGAAAAGGAGAAGGCCAUCGCCAAAGCCCUGGAAGACCUGCGGGCCAACUUUUACUGUGAGCUGUGUGAGAAACAGUACCAGAAGCACCAAGAGUUUGACAACCACAUCAACUCGUACGAUCACGCUCAUAAGCAGAGGCUUAAGGAGCUGAAGCAGAGGGAGUUUGCGAGAAACGUGUCAUCACGCUCCCGGAAGGGUGGGAAGAAGCAGGAGAAGCUGCUACGCAGGCUGCAUGAGCUGGCUGAGCAGAGGAAACAGCAGAACCGUACCCCGGGAAGUGGUCCCAUGUUCAAACCCACCACCGUGGCAGUAGACGGAGAGAAGGGUGAAGAGGGGAGUGCUGUAACCCCCGAGUAUGUCCCCCCUGCAGACACUGCCAUGGAGGGCUUGUCAGGGGAGGAGAAGAGCAGUGGGGGUCAGGCCUCCCCCAAACCAGCCCCCACCGUCAGCUUCUCCCUGGGGAAGAGCAGCUCAUCCCCGGCCGGGGCCUCCAAGGUCAGCGUGUCCUUCUCCUUCGCCAAGAAACCCCCGGUGAAGCUGGAGACGGUCGCAGCAGUGUUCGCUAAACUCCAUCAGGAUGACGAGGAGGAGGGGGGUGGACAGGAGGAGGGAGGGGAGAAGGACGUGGGACGGGAGGAGACGUCAGGCUGCAGCACCGAGAGCCCCAAGGGAGGAGGGGGGAAUGGAACAGCAGGGCCAGAGGAGGAGGAGGAGGAGCAGGAGGAGCAACUACAUCAAGAACAACCAGAGCAGGAGGAAGAGGAUGAUGGCGCCUCCCUAGCCUCCACUCUCAACAAGCUGAAGAUGAUGAUGAAGAAGGAGGAAGGCUGGGCCGGCCAGGAGCCUGAGUACUACCACUACAUCCCACCAACUCACUGCAGAGUCAAACCCCGCUUCCAGUUCCUGGUGUUCAUGAAGGCCACAGACCAGUGUGAGAUCAGAGAGCAAGAAGAAGAUGAAGAAGAGAAGGAAGAAAAGGUGGUAGCAGAGGUUUCUGAGCAGACACAGCCAAAAGCUACUGAGUGCAAAUCAAAGGAGCCAGCGAGAACUCCUGCAGCUCCAGUCACAGAGCCCAGUCCUACUCCCACAGUCACAGAGCCCAGUCCUACUCCCACAGUCACAGAGCCCACUCCUACUCCCACAUCACCUAAACUGAAGACUGAAGAGGUCUCUGCCAGCUUCACAGACCCUCCUCCCACAACGGCCCCUACGCUAGAACCAGACAACAAGCAGGAGGCCCCACUCCCAGUCCCAGAGCCCAACUUGGGCCCCAAAAUCCCCACCGGUCCCUUCUUCCUGGUCCUGAGCAAAGACGAGAGCACCACUCUCCAGUGGCCCUCGGAGCUGCUGGAUUUUACCAAGGCUCAGCCCGCCCUCUCUUACAGCUGCAACCCCCUGUACUUCGACUUCAAACUGUCCCGCAACAAAGGGGCCCGUGCUGGACGAGCAGCAAAGUCCUCCAAGCCCGCUGGUGAAGGAGCUGAGAAAAAAAACAAUCCUGAGGCAGCUGCUGCAGUCAAUGAGGGGAAUGCUGCUGCUGCUGCCACCACCACCCCUGGGCCCAGCACUGACAACACUGGUAAGGAGCAGCCCUCCUUAAAAAUAGAGGGUUCCCAAGGGGAGACUGAGGAGCAAAAGCUACAGAGUAGCACAAGCGGAGCCAAGAAGAAGAAAAAGAAGAAAAAGAAGAAGCAUAAGAAAUCUGGCAAAGGCUCCAAGCACAAAGAAAAAGAGAAGGGAGCCGUAGUCGACGGGGACGCGGAAACUGAGAUCCUAGGAGAGAAAACCAAAAAGAAGAAAAAACACAAACGAAAGAAGAGCAAAAACAAAGGUGAGGAGGGGGAAGGAGGAGGUGGUGGUGAUAAGCAAAAGCCUAAAGAGGAAAAAGCAGUAACCGCAACAGUUUCUAGUGCUCCCCCAGCACCAGCAGGAACAGGAACGGAACCUGGUAAGAGGAAACGACCAGCCAAAGAGGCACCUCAGAAGUCCGGGGCAGAGGAAGGUGGGGCAGGGAAAGGUUCUGACGAGGCCAAGCCCUCUGAGGAGCACAACGGCACCAAGCGUCUGAAGACAGACCCCAGCGCCCCACCCAACGCUUCCUGCUCCUCCUCGGCCCAGAAGAGCCCCGGGCCAGGCAGACCACGCAGCAGUGAGAGUGAGGAGGAAGGAGGUGGAGGCUCUGCUUCCCGAUCCAGCCGCCGUAGGUCCACACCCCGGGAGGGGCGCCGGCACCAGAGCGAGGACUCCGGCCGCUCCCGAAGCCACUCGUCGCAUCGGGGAGACGGGCGAGGGAGCAGCCGGCGGCGGCACCGCGGCCAGGCCUCCCGUAGCCAGUCAGACUCCAGCAGCUCAGAGCGCUCCUCGAGCGCCUACAGCCGGCGCAGCCGCAGCUACUCAGACAGUUACAGUGACGACAGUGACGGGGGGCGCCACCGGAGACACUCUAAACGCUCCUCUGACUCCGAGUACGAUCGACGGGGAAGCGGCGGGCGGCGGCGCUCCAGAAGACGUCACUACUCGUCCUCGUCCUCGGAGGACUCUCGCUCCCGCUCACGCAGCCACAGCCGCAGGAAGAGGCACCAGCGGCGGCACCGGAGCAGCUCUCGGAGCUCUAGCAGCAGGAGCCGCAGCAGCAGCGCCAGGUCAUGGAGACGCAGCUACAGCCGCAGUCACAGCUCAGCCAGCCGCUCCUCCAGCUCCACCAAGGGCUCCCCUCACCGGGGUCGGGGAGGCCGGGGGGCCCACAGGGACCGGGCAGACAGCGCCACACGGCGUCGAGACUUCAACCGCUCCUGCAUCUACCGCUCCCAGUCCCCCCGCUCUGCCUCAUCACGAGCCCCAAACCGCAACAGCAGCUCCCAGAGCCAGAGGGCAGGGGGGUCCCGGGGAGAAGGAGGAGGAGACCAGAGGAACUCUUCCUCACACUUCACCGCCCGCCAGCUUCUGGAUAAGAUCCAGUCCAGGAAGGGAUCUGAUGUCCCAACCACAGGGACCAAGACUGGCGCCAAGAUCAAGGACCCACCAUCGGGCUACUUUGGGCCCAAACUGCCUCCAGCUCUGGGCAAUAAGUCCAUGCUGCCCCUGUUCGGUAAACUGCAGGCAGGGAAGAAAUUCCCUGCGAUCCCCCUGACCCGGCCUGAUGGUGGAGAGAAGUCAUCAGCAGGGAAAGGUUCAGAUGCCAGGGCAGAGGUCAUCCUGAUGGAGCCCAUCCGGGAGUUCCCCCCACCACCUCCCCCUCAACCAGCUCAUAAGAAAGUGGAGGAGACGGUAGUAGUAGUUCAGGAGGCCCGCCACCUCACCCUGGACGCACGGGUUCUUCAUGAGCCCCGGCCGCUGUUCCAUCAGGAGCCCUCCAUGCUGAUGCCCCCAUACCAGGGCGAGCCGGGACAGGACCCCUCCCAAAACCCCAUGAUGGAGCCCCUCAUGCCUGACAUGCAGCAGCAGCCUCCCCCCAUGCACGCCUACCCCAACUACCCCCCGCCCAGCCUGGAGGAGGAGGACAUGGGCAUGGAGGCAGAGGAGGACGGUCUGGCCCCGCUGGAGAGCCAGCCCAUCACCUUCACCCCAGAGGAGAUGGAGAAGUACGGCAAGCUGCAGCAGGCCGCCCAGCAGCACAUCCAGCAGCAGCUCCUGGCCAAGCACAUCAAGACCUUCCCCUCAGCCGCAGCAGCACAGGCUGCAGCGAACAUGGCUGCAGCAGCGAACCAUCUGCAGCCGGCACCCCCCCCCCCCCAGCAGCAGAUGAUCCAGAUCCACCAACCUGCUGUGUCUGCAGCCUCGGCUACCUCCCUCACCACAGUACAACACCUUAUCCAGCAGCACCAUGCUGCUCAGGCUGCAGCCAUGGGCAUCCACCCACACGGACCCCACCCACACCCCCAGUUAGCCCAGGUCCACCACAUCCCCCAGCACCACCUCACCCCCAUCUCCCUGUCUCACCUGGGCCACUCUCUAGGCCACACUCUGGGCCACCAGUUGGGAGUGGGACACGCUGGACUGAUCCCUGCCCACCACACGGCCUUCCUCUCUGGCCAGCCCAUACACAUUAUCCCAGCCUCAGCACUUCAUCACCACAGCCCCUUAGCCCUCCACCACAUACCACACUCAUCCCUCUACCCAACGCUGUUCGCCCCCCGGCACACUAACGCCGCUGCGGCAGCCGCACUGCAGCUCCACCCCUUCCUGCACCCCAUUUUCUCAGGGCAGGACCUCCAGCACCCCCUAACCACGGCUCCUGAGAAAGUGUGUCCACAUUAGAGGAGGGUGUUUUGGCCAGAGCAGGCCUGGUUAAACAUCUGAAUUAACAUGGAGAGAGGGAGGUGUAGUGGCAGCAGGUGAUUAUGAGAAUAUCAUCAAAAUGGCCACCAUUAGACCACUGGCCAGACAGAGGUGCUGUGAUAUGCUGCCUGUGCAGAGGUAAACAACAGACAUUUACUGUGGGCUCUUUGAAUGGACCCCUCCCAACAGUUGCCUGACAUUCACCCUGAGGUUUCUGGACAGGGUGGAGGAGAGUUUGAGGCAACCUCAAAUCUAAGACGGCAGUUUGUUUUGAAUGGUAACCCAGUUAAAAAAAAAAAAAAAAAAAAAUAGAAUCAGAAACCUCUGGAGUAUUUUUUUUGUCCCACAGUUUAUAACUGAUUGUUGCUGUCAAUGUUCUUCUUUGUUUUUACAGCCAAAGAGACGCAGUGGCUGAAGCCAUAAGCCGGAUGGUGUUGUGGGAAAGGAAAGGGGAGAUGAGAUGGGGACAAGGGGGGGUUUAGGGUGACAUCCAUGACUGGAAACAGCCUUGACUUUGUAAUGUAAUCUGGUGGCUCUAGUCUACUGCCUGAAUUCUGUUGUCAUUAAUAUCUAAUGUUCUCACAUGACUACUUGCUCUAUUCAUGACCCGUAAUAUUCACCAACAAUUUGUAAUACGGUAUAGUGUACAUAGAUCACUGAGCAAUGUGAAGUAUCCCUCUAAUAUGAUGGGCAUAUAAGGGAUGUUCUUUAAUACUGACUAAUGAAAUGUUACCCAUAAGGAAAUGAAAAUGGUCACUGGUGGGGGAACACCGAUAAGAGGUUGGGCAAAGCUCAUGUUUUAUUGGAGGUACUGUGGGGGGGGGGGGGGGGUCACACCCUGCUGUAGGGUUAAAGGUCAUGUUGUUCCAAGUGGUAGUGGCUGUAUUUCGAAAUGACUUGCACUGAAAUCUGUACAUCAAGAUGCUGCUUUCGCAUCAUGUAACAAAUGUAUGAUUGUAGUAUACUGCAAUAAUUGUAUUUUUUUUGUUUCUAAAUUAUUUUCCAAAAUGCUCAAUGUUUUUCCUCUUGUCAUUUUUGCUCAAUGUAAAUAAAAUUGCUGUAGUUAACCCCAAUAACAUUCUAGAGGUUUGUUGCUACUGUAAAAAAUAAAUAACUGAAGGAACGAAGAUGGACAAGAAUACUUUAUCAAGACAUUCUCUGAACUAUUAUCCUGUGUGGGAAGGAUUGGGUGACGGGACUGCCCUGUAAGAGGCAGCAAUGGUAUGUCUUUUUUAAAUAUGAUGCGUCAGAAAAUAAAGAGUUUUGAGUUGCUA